This is a messenger RNA of Ceratina calcarata, 1637 nucleotides long. Its product is annotated as fatty acyl-CoA reductase wat-like. Gene Ontology annotation, cellular component: peroxisome. The transcript is spliced from 5 exons. The record is from RefSeq and is a predicted model, not a curated record. Gene Ontology annotation, biological process: long-chain fatty-acyl-CoA metabolic process. Gene Ontology annotation, molecular function: alcohol-forming very long-chain fatty acyl-CoA reductase (NADP+) activity. Lineage: Eukaryota; Metazoa; Arthropoda; Insecta; Hymenoptera; Apidae. The coding region runs from base 264 to 1283 and encodes 339 amino acids.
CUGCUAGAAAAUGAAUUCUAGUCAUUCGGCUCAAUAAUAAUUUUCUUUAAUAUCCAUUGUUCGAAUGCAAAUCAAAUGCAACAAUGUUUUCUUUAUUAAUCAGCACGUGUAAAGGGAAACAAAGAGAUCACGCAUUUCUUUGACCGCCGAACCGAGUGCCAUAUAAGUAGCGUCAUUCAGAAAGUCGACGAACAAGAUUUUGUCAAGUGACGACAAGAAGCACAAGCGUUAGUUGCUGCACAGAAAGAAGUGAUAUUCUAAAGAUGAAUGUGACGAGCGAUUCGAAAAAGAGCGAUGGCCAGAUACGAAAUUUCUACGCCAGAAAACACGUAUUCCUCACGGGGUGCACCGGUUUCGACGGCAGCCUCAUCUUGGAGAAGCUCCUGAGGACGUGCACCGACAUUGGCAAUGUUUACAUUAUGACCAGAGAGAAGAAAGCCGUCGCCGAGGGUGUAGUCGAGGAUUUUGCUAAGCAGAGUUCGCUUCCGUGCAUAAUCUACAGGCCUUCUAUAAUUAUAAUUGCGAUACGAGAACCUUAUCGUGGAUGGAUAGACACAAAGUAUGGUCCUGUGGUAUUGCUGGCACUGCAGGCUUUCGGCUUGUUGCACGUAGUGCCUGCGGAACCGGGUGUAAUAUCAGACUACAUUCCAGUCGACCUGGCGACUAACGGCCUUUUGUCAGCGAUCUGGGACUACACUGUCAACAGGGAAACGAAUGAGCCGCAAGAGUACAAUUGUGGAUCGUCUGACUGGAAUCCUAUGAGGUUUCAUACAGACUGUCCAAAAUAUACCAAAUCAAUUGAGAAGUAUCCGUCAUCAAAGAUUGUCUGGUAUCCAUUCAUGUUCUUAGUUGGGAAUAUUUACGUCUUUCUUGUACUUCACGUGCUGUUCCACGUGUUGCCUGCAAUCAUUGCUGAUGUGGUCCUAAUGAUCCAGUCGAAGAAACCAAAGGCGUUGAAGGUAGUAUCAAAGGCAACCGUGCAGGUUCGUGCGUUGUAUUACUUCAUAAGUACAUCUUGGAUUAUAACAGCGGAUAAAUUGAAGAGUGUCAUGAAUCGUAUGGAUGUUACGGAUUUAGAAGAAUUUUCAUUUGAUAUGACACUUAUAGACUGGGUUGAGGUGUCCGAAGUACUUGCUCUGAACGCUCGUAAAAUUGUAAAAGGCCCGAUCGAAGCGAUUCCCGACGCGAGCAGGAGGUUCCAGAAGCUUGAAGUACUUGACUACACCAUAGUCACUUUACUAUGGACACUUGCAUUUUUCUUUCUCUUUAGAAUAAUAUCUUAAAUUUUCUGUCAUUGGAACCGCAAUAAACGCAACAAAACAACAUUACGAAUUCACAUUAAUAUUUAUUCCGACAGUUAAUUUAUUCUCUUAAAACACUCUCUUCACCAACAAUGUAUCGUAAUAAAUGCCUGUGAUUAACUUCAAUAUUCAAUUACAAACGUUCGAAUAAUGCAUACAUACAUGUGUGCAUCAAUUACAUCGUAGAGUUUUCUUUAAAAAGGUCCGACAUCUCCUAUUCGGCACUUAUACGGCUACGUCAAGAAAAAUAUCUUUGAACCAUUCCGGUUUUUCUACGCAGUAAGCUUGAAUAAAUACUACUUGGAGUACUAUCUGCGCUAUUGUUUCUAGCGGUCA